This is a messenger RNA of Nezara viridula (southern green stink bug), 441 nucleotides long. The record is from the annotation of a GenBank genome assembly. NCBI's taxonomy places the organism in Eukaryota, Metazoa, Arthropoda, Insecta, Hemiptera, Pentatomidae.
AUGGCGGCCGAGCCGUUGGGUAUAUCGCAGAUCGGGCUGGUGGCCCGGAGUCCGGAGGGACAUGCCGCUAAAGGAAUGGCCAUAAAGGGACACGAAGACCUCUGGGUCGAGAUACAGGCCCACACCUUCAGGAACUGGGUCAACGAGCAUCUUCGGGUUGUGGGGGCGGAGGUCCGCGAUCUGGCCGUGGACUUCGGCGACGGCACCCGGCUCUGCCUCCUUGUAGAGCAGCUCCAGAAGAAGAAGUUGAGGACCAACUGGAUACGGCGGCCGAUGAACCAGCACCACUGUCUGGAGAAUGUGAGUGCUGCUUUGACGGCCAUAGCAGAAGACGGAGUCAAGUUGGUCAACAUAGGUGAGUCAAAUGUCAAACCACUCCUGUGCUUUCACUGUUCUCCAAAUCUCGCACUUUCAAUUAGUUCAAGUGUCACUCUUGAAUAG